AUGUCACAUGUUUACAACCCGUUCGAGUGGCUCCGUACGCGCCGGAUAUACACGAAACCCUUGCCGGAUUGUAGCUUGGAACUUAAGGAAGAUGUAUUGGCUGUUUUUAAGCGCCAGGAGAAAAUUUUCUCGAAGGAAGUGAUACUGUCAAAUCUCCUCGACCACACCAGAACAAUGUUUGAUCACGAGAAUGCGGACACAAAAGCAAUGUUUAACGCUGCCAAGGAAUUUGCCCUUGGCAUGGAGCUGAUUUCGGAUGAGUUGGGAGACGAAUUUCACUUACGGUUGCAAACUUUUGUCAUCGCAAAGUCGGAAUGGACUGGGAAAACUCGUGUCGACCAUCACUGCUACAGUUCUAUUAAUUGGUGGGCACUAGAGACGUCUAGAACGUAUUGUCGGAAGUAG
Phytophthora nicotianae INRA-310 is the source of this 405-nucleotide messenger RNA. RefSeq lists its product as hypothetical. Lineage: Eukaryota; Oomycota; Peronosporomycetes; Peronosporales; Peronosporaceae. The record is from RefSeq and is a predicted model, not a curated record. Bases 1 to 405 code for a protein of 134 amino acids. The transcript has a single exon.